AUGGCCGCCGCCACCCGGAUCCCGCCAACCCUCCCCGAGUGCAACGAUUACGACGGCGCCAUCCUUCUGGACCUACGGUGCUACAUAGCCGACCUUCCCAACGCCACAACCGCAUCGAGUGCCACGAGCAGGAGCCUGCCGAUCCAGGUGACCUUCCGCGCUGCCCCCCCGCCGCUCCUCUCCCACUUGUGCAUCCACUGCCCCGGCCUGGGUUUGAUCUUCCGCCACUCGGUGCCCAGAGUCGUCGCAACGGACGCCGAUCUCGUGCUCCUCCGGGUCCCCAUGAACAUCAACGCGUCUCUUGAUGUACAGUCCUGGGACUACUUCGUAUACAGGCCGCGAGUCCAUCGCCUGGAUCUGCUCCCUAACCCGUACCCCAUGUGCUUCCGCGACAAUGAAGCCGCCCUGCUCAGCCGCGAAGACGGCGCCUCGUACGCCGUCGCUGCCAUCAGCAGCUGGUGCCCAGUUUACGAGGGCGACAACAAGGACUCCAUCAUUAGAUGGGACUUCCGCCUCCACCUGUACCGCUCCUCCGAUUCAGAGGGGUGGAUCACCAUGCCCAUGUCAUUGCAGGACCUUGCGAGGGACAAGCUUCUCCCGUUACCGGCUGCUGCCGACACGGAGGACGACGACCACAUGCCGCUGUACCACAAGGCAUCCAAGACGCUUGCAAUCGGCGGCAAGCGCGGCACCGUCGCCUGGGUGGACCUCUGGCGUGGCAUACUCCUCUCUGACGUGCUCGGGGAGCGACCAAUGAUGGUGUUUCAAGACAUCCCAUUGCCCAUGCCAGCAAGAGGAAACAGGGGUCGCUUCCUCCGGCAAUGUGAGCCCAACUAUAUCCGGGAUGUUGCCAUCACUCGGCACAAAGACACGAUCAAGUUCGUCGAGAUGGAAAUCUGGCCACCAAAAAAGCAGACCCAGCAGGUCAUCCCUGCUGGAUGGAAGGCCACAACAUGGAGCAUGCCAAUACCAGCAUUAACGGUUGUUGGUUCAUUCACAGCAGACUGGCAGUGUGACUGUGAAGCUCAAGUGGGAGAUGUCACCGGCGACCCACACCAUUGGAACCUGCUGUCUAAGCUGAGCGGGAGCAACAUCACGCCAACAUUGCAGAAAGUUUUCACGGCAUACCCCAUCAUCUCUACUCCUAAGAAAGCAGUUGAUGACGACGAUAUUGUCUACUUUGCUCAUAGUAACAACAUCGGGCUCCUCAAAAGAUUGGAGUUGGUGAUUGCGGUCAAUGUAAGGAACAAAACCCUGCGAGGAGUAGCUGAGAUGGAUGUCCAGAAGAAGAACUUCAUCCUCAUGCCCGUAUUCUGCACGAGUGACAUUUGCAGACAUCUGAGGAAGACUAUUGCAGUCUCAUCUCAGUAGAGCUUAAUCCAACUGAAAAUAAGCUGGCAAGCCAACUCACAAAGAAGACUAUAAACCAACUAGGGCAGUGGCGGAGCUAGCAUUUGAGAACAGGGUGGUCCGCCCUAAAGGAAAAAAAUUGAUAACAAAUACUAUGACAAAUGAUCUAACUAAUUACCCGUAUCACACAAAAAUAGAUCAAUAUGGUCUGACAAACACACUAAAUUCUCAAUUAAGUCUAAGUUUAACAUAAAUAAGCCUACAUAGUACAUACUACAUGGACCAUUGUAAGUACAUACCUUAAGU
Triticum urartu is the source of this 1656-nucleotide messenger RNA. RefSeq lists its product as uncharacterized. NCBI's taxonomy places the organism in Eukaryota, Viridiplantae, Streptophyta, Magnoliopsida, Poales, Poaceae. The record is from RefSeq and is a predicted model, not a curated record.